GUAUUACUCAUUGAGGUUAAAGGUUGUACCCAUGGUUCAUAUUCUUUCAACGAUUUACGAAUGUCAACAAAUCGCCUCAGGCGACAUCGCGUAUGUCGACGAAUGGCUCAAUAAAGAAGGCUGGAUUGGCACGCCAUAUUUCUUUGAUCGAUCGACAUUACUGCUGAUCAAGAUGGAAACUGUAGUUGUUGUAUGUGUUAGCUUCCUAGGUGCGUUAUUUCUUGCAUCGUUUGUCGCCCUUCUGGUACUUUGUCGCCACAAAUACUGUAAUCGACGUUCAGCGGAAGAAGCCGAAGAAUACAGAAUUAUAUCGCCAAAUGCAAUAUCUGCGAACAUGGAUGAAACCGAUGCCGUGGGAGAGUUAGAACUUGCCGAUAUCAUAACUUGUGAUGACGAUACAAUAAGGGAGUUAUUGGAGACCGAAGAUUGGGCCUUCGAUGCUCAGGGCCUCAUCCCACAUUGUAUAUCUGUUCUACGUCUGUGCCGAUCCGUUACUGAAAAAUUAGUAGCAAAAACAAUGACUACUGAACAGAUUCAUCCUGUCCAGUUGGAAGAAAUUGUACAAAUAGCAAAACGUGUCACUCCCAGGGUCGAUGACCUGAUGAGAGCAAUACAACCCCCCUUAGAUCCCAAGCUUUUGGAGGCACGUGCUGCUGCAUUGAUAUUUUCUGUAUCACAUCUGGCUCUCAUAAUAAAGGGUGCUUGCCGACACAAAGGCUCAGUGGAAUGGAUAGAUCAAGCUAUGCUUGAAAUGGAUGAGCAUAUGAGAAUAUUAAGAGGUGUGGCACUUAAUUCUGCAUUUGAAACUUUCCCACAGGAACCUGAUGCUGGUACUUCAAAUACCAAUACAGAUGCAAAUGUAACAAAGUUGUAAAAAUGCAUGUCUGUCAUAAGGUAUCUUGUGUAUUGCAGUUAAAUUAAUUUUAGAUUUUUUUUAUCUGUAUAUUGCUUUACUGAAGUGUUCAUAGAUCUUGCCAUUUUGGGGGAUAAAAUUACCAAAGGUCAUCUCAUUCAAUGAACUCUGUUUCCUAUUUUGUUUUUUAAACUCUAGUCCUGUUAUGUAUCACUUUGUUAACUAAACUACUCAGGGGUUUGCAGUUAAUUAUAUGGUUAAUUACUGACAUAUAUAUAUAAUACCCAUUGGAAGGUUUACAACCAACAUUUUAAAUCUACCACUAAAGUAGAGUGUUAACACUGAUUUUUUAACAAUUGCUAGCGCCUUCUUUAUUUGAUAUUCUUUUCUGUAAAUAUAUAUUACCUUAAUAGCAUUUUACUUUUUUUAUAAUGAUGAUGUUCCGAAUCUUUUCUCAUAGUAUUAUCACAUUAUGUUUUAUGAAACAGUGUUUGAUUUUUGUACAUUUUUUCCAUCAAAUCAGAUUUUUAAUAAUGACUGAACACAUGUAUCUGGCGACUACAUUCCAAUACAGCCUGAUGUUUCUGGUGCUGAGUUGAUUCUUGCCAAAAUUGAUUUUUCUUUGAAUACUAUUACAUAUUUUACCUUUGUUCGGUGGCAAUAAAUUUGCAAUAUAUCAUCAAA
This is a messenger RNA of Styela clava, 1537 nucleotides long. Its product is annotated as transmembrane protein 98-like. Gene Ontology annotation, cellular component: endoplasmic reticulum. The record is from RefSeq and is a predicted model, not a curated record. Lineage: Eukaryota; Metazoa; Chordata; Ascidiacea; Stolidobranchia; Styelidae.